AUGGACGACUGGGGAGGUAGUGGGAGAGGGAACUACCGUCCUCGCGGUUCCCGCGGUUUCGGCGGAAGUGGAGGACGCCAUAACGAUAAUUACUAUGGAGGACGAGGUGGCCGGAGUGGGAGCGGGUAUUACGAUGGUGGUGGGCCAGGCGGGUACUACGAUGGCCCGCAAGGUGGCCGCGGAGGUCGAGGAGGCGGUCGUGGGGCCUACAUAGAUAGCUACCAAGGAGGGCAAAAGCGGCAGCAGCAGCAGCAGUACAACGCCAACCCGCCACCCAACCUCACGUUGUUAAAGACUAUCCAAGCGCAUAGUGGCCCAAUCACCUGCAUGUCUUAUGACCAAGCAACGAACGCGCUAUUCACCGGGGCCAAAGACGGCAAAGUCAAGCAGUGGGACUGCAACAGCGGCCAGGUAGUCCACGAGGAGACCCUCGGCGGGCAGGUCGACUCCAUCUUGUUCAUCCAGGGCUUCCUGUUUGUUGCGUACGUUAAGGGGCCAGAUCCGCGGAACCAGGACGGCAUCAUAAACUUCUACAACACCGCCGCUGGGAAAACGCAGAUGAUUCCGGGGCACAGGGGCCAUAUCAAUCAGAUGCUGGCAUCCAACAACCUGCUAUUCAGCUGUGGGCAGGACUGCAGCAUCCGCGUGUGGGGCAUGGAGGGCGAGGCGUUUGUGUGUAAGCAAAUUCUGGACAAGGACAAGGGCGGUCACACGUACCCGAUCUACGCUUUUGAGAUGAUCAACGGCUUCCUGGUGUCCGGGGACUCGUUCGGCAGCCUCAAGAUCUGGGACCCCGCCACAGGGACAUGUACGCAGACAGUUACGUCAGCCCACAACGGUACCAUAACGAGCAUCUUGCAGUACGGGAACAACAUCCUGACGGGCUCCGUAGACGGCUACAUGAAGGUUUGGGAGCUGAUGAGCCCACCCGUGCCUGGCGCCGUUGUCAAACCGGAAGCCAUCGACAGCUACUUUGAAGACGACGGUGGUGGCCGUAGCGGUGGCGGGGGGGGAAGAUACCGCCAGGGGGGCGGCGGCCCGCACAACUCAAUUCUCACGAUGGACGGCUCCCCAGACAACAAAGGCGAGAGCAUACUGGCCAUCUCGACGCUCCAAACCGGGGUCAACGUGUACAAUGUAGACCAGAGCAUGUCCCUGCUGGGGAUGCUGCCAGGGGUGGUGGUGUCUCGGGCAAUCACGAACAUCCCAGGCGCAGCAAUUAUCGUUGGGGACGACACUGGCAAAGUGCACAUAUUCUCGUGGUCGGGCUGA
Molecule: messenger RNA, 1272 nt
Organism: Volvox carteri f. nagariensis
Lineage: Eukaryota; Viridiplantae; Chlorophyta; Chlorophyceae; Chlamydomonadales; Volvocaceae
Exons: 10
Coding region: 1-1272 (423 amino acids)
Cellular component (GO): small-subunit processome
Molecular function (GO): snoRNA binding; protein binding
Source: RefSeq, a predicted model, not a curated record